GUAUACAAGCUACUCAAGCUCUCUGCAUUUGUCCAACGAGGGAGCUUGCUAUUCAGAACACUGAAGUUCUCCGGAAGAUGGGGAAGCACACAGGGAUUAGCUCGCACUGUGCCGUUCCGACAGAUAGCAGGGAUUCAAUUCAAAUUCAAAAACGGGAGAAAAUUAAGGCUCAGGUGGUUAUUGGGACUCCUGGCACCAUCAAGAAGUGGAUUUCUUUCAAGAAAUUGGAGGUGACCAAAUUGACGAUUCUUGUCUUUGAUGAGGCUGAUCAAAUGCUUGCUGAGGAUGGUUUUAAGGAUGAUUCCUUGAGGAUAAUGAAAGAAAUAGAAAAAUUCAAUUCUAGCUGCCAGGUUCUUCUAUUUUCUGCCACAUUCAAUGACAUUGUCAAGAACUUUGUUGAGAGGACAGUUAAAAAGGACCAUAAUAAACUUUUUGUUAAGAAAGAAGAGCUUUCUUUAGCUGCUGUGAGGCAGUUUAAAGUGCACUGCCCCAAUGAGUUGUCGAAGAUUGAGGUGAUAAAAGAUUACAUAUUCGAAUUAGGAGAAAAUGUGGGCCAAACCAUCAUAUUCGUGCGCACGAGACAGAGUGCAAAAAUGCUGCACAAGUCACUUGUCGAAAUGGGCUAUUUGGUUACUUCGAUACAAGGUGCUCUUGACCAUGAAGAGAGAGACAAAAUUGUCAAAGAGUUCAGAGAUGGUUUGACUCAAGUUCUUAUAUCCACGGAUGUUCUUGCUCGAGGCUUUGAUCAGCAACAGGUCAAUUUGGUUAUCAACUAUGAUCUCCCAAUAAAACAUACUGCGGAGUAUACACGGGAAUUUGAGCCUGAUUAUGAGGUGUACUUGCACAGAGUUGGUAGGGCUGGUCGAUUUGGCCGCAAGGGGGCUGUGUUUAACCUAAUAUAUGAUGAAAAAGAUGAAAGGCUGAUGUCAAAGAUCGAGAACCAUUUUGGCACCCGUGUAUCAGAGGUACGAGAAAAAAGUGUUGAAGACUAUAAAGCUGCACUCAAAGAAGCCGGUUUACUACAAGCAUAGUUGUUAGAAGUUAGAACCGAAUCGGUAAUCGAACCGGUUAGGUCACUAGGUCAUUGGACCCACCGGUUGAACCGAUUGACUCGGUCCUUUGUAAAUAAAAAACAAAACAUAGU
This is a messenger RNA of Arachis ipaensis, 1144 nucleotides long. Its product is annotated as DEAD-box ATP-dependent RNA helicase 38-like. Gene Ontology annotation, molecular function: nucleic acid binding; ATP binding. The record is from RefSeq and is a predicted model, not a curated record. NCBI's taxonomy places the organism in Eukaryota, Viridiplantae, Streptophyta, Magnoliopsida, Fabales, Fabaceae.